Nerophis ophidion (straightnose pipefish) is the source of this 4203-nucleotide messenger RNA. RefSeq names its product WWC family member 3 (gene wwc3). The transcript has 23 exons. Lineage: Eukaryota; Metazoa; Chordata; Actinopteri; Syngnathiformes; Syngnathidae. Gene Ontology annotation, cellular component: cytoplasm. Gene Ontology annotation, biological process: cell migration; negative regulation of organ growth; regulation of DNA-templated transcription. Gene Ontology annotation, molecular function: molecular adaptor activity; kinase binding. Bases 291 to 3740 code for a protein of 1149 amino acids. The record is from RefSeq and is a predicted model, not a curated record.
UUUUUUUUUUGUUUGUUUUGGGAAACUUUUGCCUGCUUGCGUUCAAUGAAGCUUGUCGUAAAAUAACGACUUUUAUGAGCCAAACGUUCGCCUCCAAAGUCAAGUCCAGCUCGUUGGGCGACGCUGGAGAGAAUAAAGGCGAAUAGUUAGCUCGGCGCGGCUAGCUGGCUGCAAUCAAAGCAGCGAGAAGACGUCAAGCGACCCUGUGAAAAAGUUUGCUUGGAGUCGGACAUUUGGACUUUCCUACUUCCUAUUGGCCGGCGGGAGCAAGCCGCGCCGCACGUCCGUUUAUGCAAAUCCGCCGAUCCCGAAUAAGGACGCGGAGGAAUGAAAGAUGGUGGCGGAGGCCGACAUGGAGUAGCGCCGCCUUUGUGAGCCACCGAGCGGGGGGACGGAUGUGCGGACUUCUGCUUCCUUCGGCCGUGGAACGUCGGGCUCGAGUCGCGGCUGCGAUGCGGAUCACCAAGCCGCUGACCUUCGCCGACUGCGUGGGAGACGAGCUCCCUCUGGGCUGGGAGGAAGUCUACGACCAGCAAGUGGGCGUUUACUACAUCGACCACAUCAACAAGAGCACCCAGAUCGAGAACCCGCGCACGCAAUGGCGCCAGGAGCAGGAGCGCAUGCUGAAGGAGUACCUGGUGGUGGCCCAGGAGGCCCUGAGGGCCAAGAAGGAAAUGUUCCUGGUCAAGCAGCAGCGCCUGGAGCUGGCUCAGCGGGAGAUGUUGCUCUUCAAGCAGAUAUCUGACGACCAACUCUCCAUCACCACACUCUCUGGUUCCGCCUCCAGCGCCAAACACGACCCUGACCAAAUCAAAGUGGAAGUCGCUUGUCGGCGAGAGCGGCUCUCCAGACUGAAGCAGGAGUUGGCGCAGGUGAGACAGGAGCUGCAAUACAAGGAAAUGGGCGUGGAGACCCUGCAGGAGAUCGACAGGAAGAUGUCGUGCAGUCACACCAACUACAAGCUGGACGAGGCGCAGGCCAUCUUCCACGAGCUGCGCAGCAUCAAGAAGACCAUCAGCUCGGGAGAGAAGGAGAGGCAGGACCUCAUCCAGAGUCUGGCCAAGCUGACCGUGAACUUGCAAGGCAGUCUGAGUGCGGGCGACUCGGCUGGGGAGGCGGGCAUCAACAGCGCUGGAGCGCCAUGCGAGCCGGGCGGCGCGCAGCAGCUGUACUGCGACUCUGGCUGCCAGACUGACAUCAUGGGCGAGGACUCCUCCCACCUGGUAGACAAAGUCAAAGUCAGCUGGCAGUACGAGGAGGCCAAGAAGAAGGUGCAGAGCAUCCAGCACCAGCUGGCGCAGCUGGACAGUGAGAGUUGGUCGGGGCGCGCUGAGGCCGAGCGGGACCGUGACUUAGUGCAGCUCCUGCGGGAGAAGGAGGUCCUCCUGCAGGAGCUCAGUCUGGUCAGCAGGCAGCAGCACGCACCUGACACCCUCACGCAGCUGGAGGAGGAGCGACGCCGCCUGGAGGACGAGGUGCAGAGAGCACACGCCUUGCAGAGCCAGGGAGCCAAUCAGAGGAUGCUGCAGCAGGAGAAGAGGAACGUGUUGCUGAGACAGUUGGAAGAAGCAACACGUAUUACUACUUAUAUACACUCACAGCUUAAAAGCAUGUCGGCCAGUUCCCUGACGGCGUCGUCCAGCAGCAGCCGAGGCUCGCUGGCCUCCAGUCGCGGCUCGCUGGCGUCCAGCCGAGGCUCGCUCAGCUCCAUCAGCUUCAGCGACAUCUACGGCGUCCCUCAGUACGAGCGCCACGACGGGGCGGCCGACACGCUGGAGCCGCACCUGCGCUACCUGCUGCCCCCGGAGGUGGUGUCCAGGGACUGCGCCUUGUACAGCCCGGAAGCCUUGGGCCAGAGCAAAGCCAAGCGCUCCCACGACACGCCUCAGUCGCUGGCGUCCUUGUCCUCGCGCUCCUCGCUGUCCUCGCUGUCCCCGCCCAGCUCCCCCAUGGACACGCCUUACCUCUCCGCCCCCCAGGACUGCCCCCUCACCCAGAUGACGGAGGAGUACAUGGAACAGGCGGGCCGCGGGCUGCUGGAGGGCCUGCGGGCGCAGUCGCAGAUGCCCUCACACGCCGCCAUCUUGUGCGGCGAAGACCCCGGGCACCUCGCUGACGGAAAGAACCACAGAGACGCCGGCUCUCAGGGCGCCUUCGGCGGAGUGACUCUACGGGGAAACAGCGCCAACAGAAGCAGCAGGAGGACCAGGAGAGUCUCCGCAGGCGUGUCCGAGGACGCCCUGGCGACCGACAGCGGCGUGUUCGAGGCGUGGGGCAGGAAGGCGGAGGAGUCCGAGGACAUGUCCUUCACCAAGGAGCAGACCAUCCCCAACGAGCCCCCGCAGAUCCAACUGGGCCUGCUGUGGGAGUCGGCCUCGCAGACUCUGCGUCUGCAUCUGCUCCAGCUGAAGAACCUCAGCAGGUCCGCCGUGAGGGACGGACACAAAGUCUUCGUCAAGGUGCACCUGAUGCCGCUGGACGUGGGCCGGGCCUGCGCCUUCUACUGCUGCACGGCGCUGGAGCCGCAGCCGCACGUCAGCUUCAAUGAAGGCUUCCGCGUCCCCGUGCCCGCCAACGCCUUGGCGGCGUGCGCCUUGCAGCUGUCGCUCUGCUCGCUGGGCCCGCAGGCUCAGGAGGAGCUCCUGGGGACGGCGCAGCUCGGCCUGGUGGACUGCGAAGGAAGUGCGGACAUGGUCUACCACUGGCUCAGGGUCCACAUGUUCAGCGGGGCCGCCGAGUCCCACAGAGCCGAACUGAGGAGCCUCAGCCAGCGGCGACAUCAGGAUGGAACCGAGGACGACCACAGACCCAGAGCUGCGGAGAGUGUGUGCACCCUGCUGUCUCGCACCAGCGUCCGCCUGGAGGAGCGCGAUGCGGACGCACUGAGGCUGCAGAAGAAAGAGGAGUCGGGGGAGGUGACGUCUGAGAGGAGCUGGCAGGCGGAGUCUGUGGACAGCGGCUGCAGCAACAGCACGGCGUGCGUGGAGGCUCUCUGCGUGGCCAGUGGAGGGCGCUGUGAGCGGCCCUCUGGGAAAUUGGCUGCUGUGAAGGUGGUGGAGAAGUCCACCAUGACGGACGGACACUUUCCAGAGCCGGUGCGAGUGCGACCCAAAGAGCGGGGCGGUCGAUGGGGUCACGCCUCACCCUUCAUGAGGGGCGGCGCCAUCGUGCGCUCGCAGACCUUCUCUCCUGGCGCCCGCAGUCAGUACGUCUGCAGGCUAUAUCGCAGCGACAGCGACAGUUCGACUCUGCCAAAGAAGUCUCCUUUUGUCAGAAACACUCUAGAGCGAAGAACUCUGCGCUACAAGCAGCAGCAGUCGUACGGCUCCUCCCUGGCCGAGCAGCCCACGCGCACCUCCUUGGACCUGGAGCUGGACCUCCAGGCCUGCAGGACGCGCCAGAGGCAGCUGCUGGAGGAGCUGAGCGCCCUGAGGGAGCUGAAGCUGCGGCUGGAGGAACCUCAGCUCAGCGAGGCCGGCGAGCUUCCUCACUGGGCCCUGAGGGACGAGCGCUUCCGCUGCCUGCUCAGAGAGGCCCACAGACAGGCGGGUCAGAGCAAGCAGGAGCAGCGGCAGGAGGAGGAGGCGGGCAGGAGGCUCAGGAAGGCGUCCAAGGAGGUCCUUCAGAUGAGAGGGCAGAGCCACAAGGAGCCACUUCCUGUUCAGACAUUCAGAGAGAAGAUGGCCUUCUUCACCAGACCAAGGUUCAACAUACCUCCUCUGCCGGCUGACGACGUGUGACGCACGCCGCGACUCCACAUGAAGUAUUGGAGCUACUUUCGCUUCCACUUUCCUCCCGCGCCACGAGCAGGACGAGCACGUGUGUCUGCGGCGGCCAAAAUGAUGAAGAAAGUCUUUCAUUCCUCGACUGUACUGUAACUUAUUUAUAGUACUCUUCCUUGAAGGACGGCAGAAAGGUCAAAGAAAGCUCCGAUAAAAAAGAAAACCGCUUCCUGCUUUGUACGCCUCUUUUGUAGCUUUGAACAAAUAGCACUUGAGUGUUGUUACUUAUCCUCCAUCUUUAAAGACAUAUUUACAUCACUUUGUAAUCACCUAUGACACGUGUCCUUAUUCCCACUUUCAUGUAUAACAUCAAACACUGUAUUCUUUUCUAACAUCUGCAGUGUUACCUCUUGUCAAAAUAAAAGCAUCCAAGCACAUCUGCAGUCUUACCUCUUGUCAAAAUAAAAGCAUCCAAGCACAA